Messenger RNA from Botrytis deweyae, 3240 nucleotides. RefSeq lists its product as uncharacterized. Gene Ontology annotation, molecular function: hydrolase activity. The record is from RefSeq and is a predicted model, not a curated record. The coding region runs from base 2242 to 3207 and encodes 321 amino acids. The transcript has 3 exons. Lineage: Eukaryota; Fungi; Ascomycota; Leotiomycetes; Helotiales; Sclerotiniaceae.
ACCCAGGUAUCGCUUUAUUAUGAUGAUUGUUAUUGCUUUUCUUCUCCUUCUUCUCCUUCUUCUCCUUCUUCUUCUUUUUCCUCUUCUCCCUCUUCUCCCUCUUCUUCUCCCUCUUCGACCACGAAAUCUAACUGCAAUUAUUGUCCUGGAUAUCACCUUGAAGCUGGACAUUCAUUCAAUCUUAUACGUCGUCAACAACUGAACAGUGUGUACGAUGUACUAGCUAUGUUUUUGAAGAGAUCAAACACAACCAGCCCAGCGAGAACGAGGCUUUGAGAAAUCCAGAAACCUUCAUAGUAUUGAUUGAUGACGCUCCGCUAGGCCACUGCCGUGGAGGCUUUUUCGCUUCGCUCCAUGGACGACUAGAAAGAAAAGGAGAAGGAGAAGCUUAAAGGAGAAGCUCAAAGGUACCGGUCUAUGUACGGCAAAUUACAGUGGAUCCGUUCCAAUCGAAUACACCAAGAACAUCCAUAUCUGCCAAGCUACGAGUAGCUACGAGGUAGACUUUCUAACCUCAGGACCUCGUAAGACUGAGGUGCCAUUUUGAUUAUAUUUCCAUAUCGUUGAUGUGGUCUCUACCCAUGUCUUGAAUUUGAGUACUGUUGUAUCACUCAUUCAGUCGAUUUUAAAGAAGCCAAAACGACUACUUCGAGAAGCCUACCAAGUGGAGUUGCAAAUCUCAAUUAUGUAAUCAUCUGAAACACACCGUGAUCCGGCUGAAAGUGUCAAACUAAACUUUGGGUACACCAUGCGUAACAAGCGAAGGAAUUCCGCUGGAUGCGUGGGUAGUUUUGUGUACGCAUUGCCCUGAAUCUGGUGUCUUUCAACCAAUCAUUCUGCCCUAAGCGUACAUGCUUUGAAGACAGUGUAGUUCACGCUAUCAAAUGAAGCCAUGGGUCAACUUUGGGGGAGAUGCCGUCUUAAACGGGUUAUCUUUCUCAAGAUCCACAAAGAGCUGUCAUUUAGUUGUUGUGCCACCUCCAACUGUCCUUCGCCAAAUGAGCGAAUAGCUUCGGAAUGGAGAUUUGAUAAUCUUUCACUUAGAAAGCUCGUCGAUGUAGUCAGUGUACAAUGGAAAAAAAGCCUUCCUUGACAGAGCUCGAGCUAUAUAAAGUAGCCGUUCAAUGGCGAUACGCCUUCAUGCGUCUUAAUCCGUUCGCAUGUUUCCAUUUCAUAUUCUUAGAUCUCUCAACAUUGUUAUUCUCCCAGCAUUGGUAUUCAUGACUGUUUUAUUUGUGCCUUGUACAUCUUUUGUAUCUAGUCCAAUCGUAGUUGGUCAGAAGCAUUUCUCUUCUCAUUAUUUCAAGAUUCAAAAAGACUCAGGUCCGCCAGGUGACACACAGCGACAACAAUGUCGACAAAUAUUGGUUUGUAAAAUUCCUCAUCGAUAGUUCACGACAAUGGAAGCGUUAUGAUUCAACAUUAGCUUCGUGAACUUGUCAUACGCUCUUAUACUUAUGAUUCAAUAAAACCUUGGAGUAUACUCGCAGAUAUUUUGACAACGUCAAUGUAUUCGAUUUUGAGUUAAUUCAUGAGGUAUGCACCAAUUAUUGACUUUUUCUAUCUGUGUAAAGACUGUAUGGUUCCCAUUGUUACACGUCAAACGUCAAUGAUGGAUCCAUCAGAAGCUUUUAAGUUUUUGCUUUGUUAUACUUUCAUCAUUGAUGUUCGAACCAAUACUGGUAAACUCAAAUGACAGACAGAGUCUCAGAUUCCUCGACCACGCACCAUCUUAUGCUCAAUUUCUCCGCAUGCCCGAUCAAAACACUUUGAAUGAUUUAAGUCGGAUUCUGUCGGAAAAUAGAACGAUUGCCAAGUCCGAUUGUUGUUAACUCCCCGAGAAAGGUGGAUUUGGCCCGCUAACAAGCAGGAUAUCUCCUCGUAAUUCUUGAAAGUGGGGCAAUCAACCAACGGCUCCCUCUUUCUCGGACAUUCGAUUGAUAAUCUGGGGAAGAAAUAACAUAAUGGCCAUAGCAAUGAGUGCUUGAAUAUGGGGUACAUUAGGAUUUCAUUUAGUAAAUUCAUUCGGCAUCCCACCUCGGCAUUCUUAAAUAAACAGUGACGAUGAGGUUUCGACAACUAAUGACCCACCGAUAAUUUGAUCUGCGCAGAAGAUGAAAGCAUAAUAUACUUGACAGCGUUUUCCUUGAGGUCCAGCUCACCCAUAACUUAUAAGUAGCAAGAUAUUUCUCAUCUCAAAAGAUUUUCUAGACAUUAUUCCGCCUGUCUUGAAUCGCCACUAUGGAUUCUGCUAAGUUCUCUCAAUUCAACGUUUCGGUCAAAACCUACAAGACAGUCCGAGACCAUGAAAUCCAAGCCUACAUUCUCGUACCCAAAAACAUAUCUCCUGGGCCCCAUCCUGUGAUCGUGAAAAUUCACGGUGGCGGUUCGGUAGCCGGAUCAGGAGUUUUCGCUCCUUGGUUUCCUCAGUACCUCCUAACCCUCGCGCUUCGAGAAUCUGCCAUCAUUAUCGCGCCAAACUAUCGACUCCUCCCAGAAUCAACUGCUCCAGAAAUGAUAUCCGAUAUCUCCGAUUUCUGGACCUGGAUGCGUACAUCCUCAUUCCAAUCUUCUCUUCCCCCCAAUAUCAUAGCCAACCUUUCUCACACUCUCUUGUACGGCAAUAGUGCAGGUGGGCAUCUUGCCAUGCUAUCUUCACUAACCGAACCGGAAAAUACCAUAAAAGUAUGCAUAGCCGCAUAUCCGCAACUAGAUAUCGAAGAUGAGUGGUUCUGCGAGAAAUUUGAAAAGCAUCCUUUUGGUGCACCCAUACUUCCCACGGAGAUCUUGGACAGUCAUUUAGAAAAGAUGGAGAAGGAUCCAAGUAAACGGGAGCUUGUUUCCGAUACAAAAGAUCCAUGGGAGAGAUUGCAACUUAUUCUUGUGGUGCUGCAGCAAGGAAGAUACAAAGAGAUGUUUGGGCAAGAGGAACAUGUAUAUCCUUUCCGAGUUCUCGAAAAGAUAUCUAGAGAAGAGGUGAAGAGAAAGAUGCCUUUCCUUUGGCUAUAUCACGGAGAGAAGGAUGACGUUUUACCUGUUGCCGGCACCACGAAGUUUGCUGGAAAAUGGCGGGAGGCGUUUGGAGGGGAAGAGUUGAUGGUACAUAUUGAAGAGGGCGCAGACCAUGGGUUUGAUACCGAGACAGAUGUUGAUGCGGGGUGGCUGAAGGAGGGAUUGGAGAAGGUCGUGGGGGUUUGGUUGAAGUAGAGGUGAUUGAGUGGAAUACAUAUUUUUAUCAAA